Molecule: messenger RNA, 1405 nt
Organism: Epinephelus fuscoguttatus (brown-marbled grouper)
Lineage: Eukaryota; Metazoa; Chordata; Actinopteri; Perciformes; Serranidae
Product: amine sulfotransferase-like
Exons: 6
Coding region: 240-953 (237 amino acids)
Biological process (GO): sulfation
Cellular component (GO): cytoplasm
Molecular function (GO): sulfotransferase activity
Source: RefSeq, a predicted model, not a curated record
UCUAGACUGGCUGAUGUCACGGUCGUGUGAUCAAAGACAGCCUGGGAUAAAAUUCCGACUGUCAGAAAUUUGGGAUGAUCAUCUCACUGUGUGACCGCUGUUACAACCUAUGUCUACUAAUCAACCAAUAGAAACGCAGCAUCAGUCUUCAGUUUUGCACGUUACAGCCAGGGGAGAGUUAUCAUACAGACUGGAAACGUGGAAACGGCUAUCCUGGGUCAUUGUGAGGCACUACAUGGAUGCAGCAGGUCCUGGUCCAGGUCAUUAAUGCUGCACACUCUGAGUGGGCAGGAGAUGCCAGCAACAGGGCACUAGUUCCUCGGCUGGAGGGGAGAACUGUGGAUGACCCUUUCCGAGAAAGACCAGGUCCUCGAAUCUUUGGCUCGCAUCUCCCUCCUGACUUGUUGCCCAAGGGAGUGAAAGACAAACAAAUCAAGGUUGUGUAUGUUUGGAGGAACCCCAAAGAUGUCCUGGUGUCCUUCUAUCACUUUGCCCACAGUUGGGUAUUGCUGGAAACACCUCACAGCUUUGAGGAUUUCUUUCAGCGGUUCCUGGAUGGUAAUGUUUACACGGGAUCGUGGUUUGAUCAUGUGCGAGAAUAUCACAAAGCAAGCGAUCAACUGGACAUCCAUUACGUGCAGUAUGAGAACAUGUUGAAGGAUCUCAGAGGGGAAGUUGUGAAGCUUUGUGCUUUCCUGGGGAAAGACUUGACAGAUGAAGCCAUUGAUCAUGUUGUGGAGAUGUCCACCUUCGAAAACAUGAAGACAGACCCCAAAGCAAACUACAAGGACUUAACUGAAUCCAACCGCUACAUAAAGCAAACCAUGCGCAAAGGUAUAGCAGGUGACUGGAAGGAUGUCUUCACAAUGGCUCAGAGUGAACUUUUUGACAAAGUGUUCAAGGAGAAGAUGAGCGACUUUCCUCUGACCUGCACCUGGGAGAUCAAACAGUAGCUCUUCUUAAAGCUCAGCUCAGCCCUGAACUGAAGAGCAGUUCCCUUAAUACAAGAGGAGUGAUUCAUUCCCUCCUCUGAUUUUUACCUGGCCAGACAUCUGACAUUUGAAAAACAAUGUCCUCAUCUCUUUAUGCGUUAUUAUUGGUAAAAGGGUUGGUUGAUCUUUCCUUAAGUAAUACAAUAGAUCUCUUUCCAAUGAAAUGAUUAAAUAUAAAUGUGUGCUGUUGGCAUCGAUGCCAUAAUUAAAUUAAUUUGCUAUAAAAUACUUAUCUGAAUUUGCUAUCUUGACUGUAUAACUCUUGUUAGGUAUACAUGAAUGUAUAAUUUUAAUAGCAUGACUCGUGCAAGGUUUUUACAUGACUGUAUGUAUUAGUUUUAUGUCUGUUUCUAUUUUGUAUUAUGUUUUAGUCCAUUACAUUUAUGUCUGUUAUGUUUUAUGUCUUUUAUGAA